Molecule: messenger RNA, 2435 nt
Organism: Sitophilus oryzae (rice weevil)
Lineage: Eukaryota; Metazoa; Arthropoda; Insecta; Coleoptera; Curculionidae
Product: tRNA:m(4)X modification enzyme TRM13 homolog
Exons: 7
Coding region: 1193-2419 (408 amino acids)
Biological process (GO): tRNA methylation
Source: RefSeq, a predicted model, not a curated record
UUUGUUAGUUUGUCUAUAGGGGUUUUCGGAAAUAAAAUCCUAGAUUAGGUAGUUUACUAAUCAGCUGUUCCAAGAUCAGUGCUGAGAGUAAUCAGCUGGUAGUUUAAUUACGAACGGUUGGAUCAUUAGAUUUAUUGGGUUAACAAUCACAUUUAAAUAUAUUUCGUAAAAAGAGAUAAAUUAAACAAAUAAUCCUAAUAUUCUUAUUAUAUUAUUAUAUUUCUAAUCUUUAACGAUUGUAUAAGAUCUAUUUUUAUCCUAUUUGUUUUGCUUUAAGUAUACUUUUUAGUUUCUGUAAGACUAUUUUUUAUAAAAACAAAAUGUGUUUUAUUUUAGGCUUUUUUAAAAUUAUGCCAUUUAAAACAAAAACACUAUAAACUUUAUUUUAAUCAUUUAUUUACUGCCAACAUAAUAAACAUUCCAUCAUAUUAAUAAUAAAAAAAUAUAUCAAUUUUUAUCUACCAAUUGUGAUGAAAAUUUUCAGAAUUGUCUAUCAAGUUCCAUUCUUUCAUUAUGCCUGGCUAUUUUAAUCUAAAUGUUUUAAACCACUUUUCUGUAGUUGAGUUUUCAUUUUUUUCCUAUUGGGUGUCUCCGAUAGUGCUUUUUCGCAGUCAGUAUCUUUAGAAUUACUUGUUGGUUUUUUAUUUAUUUAAAAUCUAGAGUUACUUGAUGCUAUGCUGAUUGGCUCAUUUUUACGGUCACUAACAAAAUAUCAUGUAUUUGAUCAACAUUAGAUAAAGUGAUUUCGGACAAAACGGUUAUUAAAAAACUUUAUACUUCUAUGCGGACCGUUACGUUUAAAAUUAUCCUAGAAAUGAUCAGCUGAUUAAUUCUACCCACCUCAUUAGGAGGGUUAGUAGGAUCACAACAUAUGGCAAAAAUCGAGUUAUUCGGAUCACUUUCAGAACGCAUUGACUCGUUUUGAGAUCACUUUUCGAACGUCUGGAUUAGUAAUCCUAUCAAUCCGAUCAAUCAGAUCACAGUUUCCGAAAAGCCCUUAUGAUCCAUACUUCUCAUGACGAUUAUUACCAAACCACAGAAUAACUAAAGGUUAUUACUCUUAUUAUUACCCUUAUUUUUGACAUUUCUCAAUUCCCUAACCUAAAGUUCGGAAAGUCUUCUAACCUAUUUUUGUGUUGAUGUGUUGUUCAUUGUUCAUUUUUAAUACAAAAAUAACAGAGAUUCUUUUAAAAUGUCUGAUAUACGUUGUAAGUUUUUUGUACAGCGUAAAAAACGAUACUGUAAAAUGUUGGUAAAAUCAGGGCAAGAAUAUUGCGGAGAACAUCAAAAACCUGUUGAAGACCUCGAUAAAAACAUGGAAAAUGAUACAAAAACGCGAAUUUUGUGCCCCUUAGACAGGAAACAUACUGUGUACCUGCAUAAUCUAUCAAAGCAUCUGAAAAUUUGUAAUGCCCGACAAGAUCACACUGAACCUUAUAUUGAGAAAGAUAUUAAUUUAGGAGAUUCAGGAAAAAAUUCUACUGAUUUAAAUGAUUCAUAUCAACUGUUGUCAACAUUUUCCAAAGAUCACAUCUUGGCCGUUAUACAGAAAGCAAAUAAACUCUUCGAAAAAUAUGUAAAACUCUCAGAAAAAAAACUGUGUCAUGAUAGUCUGAGGGAGGAGCUAAGUAAACCUGAGUACGGUGAUAAAACUAAAAAACACUUGAGGCAAGUGUCUUCUAUUCUUGGGUUACUGAAUAAUUUUGAACUAAUUCAAGAUAAUUCAUGUUAUAUUGAAUUUGGUGCUGGUAGAGGUCAGCUUAGUUAUUACAUAGCCGAAAUAACAGAAUCGUUUGACAAAGUUAAAUUAUUGUUGAUUGAAAGAGCUUCACCUAAACACAAAAAAGACAACAAAUUAGCCAAAACAACAGACCGAGUUCAUAGAAUAAGGGCAGACAUAAAGGACUUAGUUUUAGACAAAGUAGAUAUAAUAAAAGAUAUAGAUAAUAUUGUAGGAGUUACUAAACAUUUAUGUGGAGAAGCUACAGAUUUGACCAUAAAAUGUUUGACCAACAUGAGUGAAAAUAGAAAUAAACUAAAAGGGGUGGUUUUAACUUUUUGUUGUCACCAUAGAUGUCGUUGGACGCCAUAUACUGGCAAAGAUUUUUUUACUGAAAAUGAGUUCACCAAGGAAGAUUUUAAUAUCAUGUGUUGUCUGUCCAGUUGGGCUACUUGCGGCUCUGGAUUAAGUAGAGAAGUUAGGGAAAAAAUUGAUAAAGAUCCUGAAGAAACUGAAAAGUGUUUGGAGUAUGGACUCAAGAGAAACGACAGGGAGGAAAUAGGCAGACGAUGUAAAAAUUUAAUCAAUUGGGGUAGAUUGCUACAUUUAGAAACAGCAGGUUUCACUUGCUCAUUGCAUUACUACGUUGAUAACAAUGUUACGUUAGAAAAUGUUUGUAUAGUGGCAUAUAAAAAAUAAAACAAUUAUGGAAAAA